GGGGACAGUGCCCAGGCUCUGCCUGCUGUCGCACUACCGCUUUUUGGACCCGAAGGCGCUGGCGGCAGUCAAGGCGCUGAGGGACAGCUAUGAGGAAGAGACCCUGAGCUGGAGGCCGCGCAACUGCUCCUUCCGCCCCCGGAGGGACCAUCCGCGGCCCUCGUCCUGUGCUGGGCUGCGCCACGUGGCCCGCAGCAUCGCGGACGCCCAGGAGGUGCUGAGGGGCCUGCGACACCCGGAGAUGCUCCCUGGCACCGACCAGACCCUGCAGCUGCUGGUGGCCGCGGGACGCGACCUGGAGACCUGCCUCCAGCUGAUCCCGCAGGGCUCCAGGAGGAAGUCCCCCAGGCCACCGCGGAGGCGUCACAAACCACGCAGAGCUGACUCGCCUCGCUGCCAUGAAGCCUCUGUCAUCUUCAACCUGCUGCGCCUGCUCACGCGGGACCUCAGGCUGGUGGCGCACUCGGGACCCUGUGUCUGA
Marmota flaviventris (yellow-bellied marmot) is the source of this 481-nucleotide messenger RNA. The record is from RefSeq and is a predicted model, not a curated record. NCBI's taxonomy places the organism in Eukaryota, Metazoa, Chordata, Mammalia, Rodentia, Sciuridae.